Molecule: messenger RNA, 535 nt
Organism: Cynara cardunculus var. scolymus (artichoke)
Lineage: Eukaryota; Viridiplantae; Streptophyta; Magnoliopsida; Asterales; Asteraceae
Product: EG45-like domain containing protein
Exons: 3
Coding region: 66-479 (137 amino acids)
Source: RefSeq, a predicted model, not a curated record
UAUUUACAAUUCAAUAAUUCUCCUUCCUCCCUCUAAUUUUCUAGAUCCAAACAUAUGCUUAAUCCAUGGCUCAUCUGCACUCCUUUCUCCCCUUCCUCCUCCUCCUCUCAAACUUUUCUCAUCCCUCCCAUGGCGACGUAGGCACUUCCUCUCAAUACAGUCCCCCUUUCUUACCGACGGCGUGUUAUGGCUUCGAUCCUGGACAGUUUCCGUCCAGCAAUCUGUUUGCGGCGGCCGGAAACGGGAUAUGGGACAAUGGAGCUGCUUGUGGGCGGCAGUAUUUGGUGAGAUGUAUAAGCGCGGCUGAGCAAGGGACUUGUUCGGGUGAGUUGAUUCAAGUGAGGAUCGUGGAUUUUGCGCUCACGGCGGUUUCUCAGCCGUCAAUCGACGGAACCACCAUGGUUUUGUCAGAUACCGCCUUCGGAACCAUCGCCAAUUCCAGCGCUACCUCUAUUAACAUCGAGUUCCAACAGAUAUGAAAAGAUAAAGUUUGAACGAUGGAGAAGACUCGUGCUCAAAAGUUGUUGUUGUUUUU